CCAACCAUACGUCCGGAUCGACCACCUGAUCCACGUGGGGGGCGGACACGUGAUUUUUAUAUAACUGGCACGGCUAACAUGGCAAAGGUAACCCAUUUAAUAUGGAGAGACCGAUUAGAAGAUGUCGUAAAGGGCCGCUUCCUGGGGGUGAUCGCCAGGGCACGUCUGGAGCUGACGCUGGACGUCACAGCAUGCGAACCGUCAGCAGUGAAGAGUUGAACAGGCGGGCUCUCACCACACAAAACACUACAGCCGAUAUAAUAAAUGUUCAAACACCAUCUUCUACAAUUAAUAGAAUUAGAAACAGUCUGACCCCAACCUUAGAUGUUGCGCAGGAGGCAAAUGCCUUUUUACCUGCGUCCACUAGGGCUGGAAAACCUAGAAUACGUAUGAGAUGGAACAAAGACGUAAACACAUUCAUCAUGCGUACUUAUUAUAUUAUCACCAAAUUAGAAUCUGACAUGACAACAUAUCGCAAACAACUACAUGAACACUUUUCACGACAAUAUCCCGAGAUAAAAGUAACAGAGCAAAGAAUUUCUGAUCAAAGAAGAGCAAUUAUUAGAAACAAACUUUUAACCGAAGAGGAGCUUAAUCUGUUGAAAGAAGAAGCACGAACAAAACUUCAGGAAGAGAUAGAGACUAAUAGUAUAAGUACGAAUUUUACUACUUUAACAAAUAUCCAGACUGAAACAAUCUCACAUUCGCAACUAUCAACAUUUUUAAAAUCAUAUUCACAGAACACACAAAUUUCACAUACAUCUACACAAACAGAAACUGUAACUUUAACAAUAGAAAACGACGUUGACACCUUGGUUGAGAGUAUUCCUAAUAUUGAAAACCAGGCUCAAGAAAUAAUCGAUAAGACAGCGUUAAUCCAGUAUUCUGGAAUGGACCCCUCAGUAAGACCAAAACUGCCUAAACUUAGAUACAGUCCUAAACUUACUCAGUUAAUAGAUCUAUUUAACAAUAAACUAUUGAACCAAUUUAUAUCAGAGGAUAUGCAACUAACAGACCUACAUACCCUAGUAUAUUGCACAGCCUUGGUUAUAUCUGAAGAACUUGGUUACAAAGUAAAGGAAUACGGGGGAAAGAUAAAAAACAUGUGUAUUAAGAAACCAUCGUGGCAAAUAAGACUAGAAAAAGAUAUAAAUAAAUUAAGAGCAGACUGCGGCAGACUGACUCAAUAUAUUAAUAACAAUAGAUCAAAUAAAAUUAUUAAAAGAGUUGAAGCAAUUUUCAAGAGUAGAACAACACACACAAGACAUGAAAAUCAGAACAGAAAGCCUGAAGAAUUUUUAGACACCCUCAAACAGACUCUAGCACUGAAAGUUCAUCGACUCAGGAGAUAUAAGAAAGCAAUGCAAAGGAAAAGGGACAACAUAAUGUUUGAAACUAACGAAAAAUUAUUUUAUAAAAACUUGCAUAAAUUAGAAACUAACAUGAUUGCUGAAGAAAACUUAGAAUUACCAACACAAACGCAAUUAGAAACAUUUUGGUCUAACAUUUGGGAAGAACAAAUACACUACAAUGACAAAGCUGAUUGGAUAGAGGAAGAAAAGAAAAUGUGGAAUACUAUUGAAGAAAUGGAGUUUAAUGAAAUAAAAGAGAUUGAUAUCGCAGACAUUACGAGAAAACUUCAUAAUUGGAAAUCACCUGGUAUAGACAAAAUACAUAACUUUUGGUAUAAAAAAUUAAUAUCGUUACACAAAGCUUUAGCAAAAAAUCUAACAGACGUUAUAUUAGGUAAACAGGAUAUACCUGAAUUUAUUGCAAUAGGAAUAACUUACAUGCUACCAAAAACAAAAUUUUCCUCAGAACCAUCCAAAUACAGGCCAAUCACAUGCUUAACAACGAUAUAUAAAAUUCUGACGUCAGCAAUCGCAACUAAAAUCAACGCACAUAUAGAACACCAUAAUAUAAUAGCAGAGGAACAGAAGGGAUGCAGGCGGGGCCACAUGGGAUGCAAGGAACAAUUAGUUAUAGAUUCUACUAUCCAUAAACAUGCUAAAAUAAAAACCAGAAAUCUACACUGUACCUAUAUUGAUUACCAGAAAGCCUUUGAUAGUCUUCCACAUUCUUGGUUAUUAAAAAUAUUACAGAUUUAUAAAAUAAACUCCAAAAUAAUAGACUUUUUACGUAACAUAAUGCCACUGUGGAAAACUACACUACAAUUAAGCACUAAUAAAAAAAUAAUUAAAACGCGACAGAUAAUUAUCAAGAAAGGCAUUUAUCAAGGCGAUUCAUUGAGUCCAUUGUGGUUUUGCUUAGCACUAAACCCCCUAUCUCACUUACUGCAUCGUUGCCGAGUUGGAUAUCCUCUACAAAACACCGCCCAACAAACAAUUAUCUCACAUCUCAUAUAUGUUGACGAUAUAAAAUUAUAUGCUAAAACAGAUAAAGAAAUGAAAAAGCUUUUUUAG
This is a messenger RNA of Galleria mellonella (greater wax moth), 2423 nucleotides long. RefSeq lists its product as uncharacterized. NCBI's taxonomy places the organism in Eukaryota, Metazoa, Arthropoda, Insecta, Lepidoptera, Pyralidae. The record is from RefSeq and is a predicted model, not a curated record.